This is a messenger RNA of Paramuricea clavata, 555 nucleotides long. The record is from the annotation of a GenBank genome assembly. NCBI's taxonomy places the organism in Eukaryota, Metazoa, Cnidaria, Anthozoa, Malacalcyonacea, Plexauridae.
AUGGCUGCCAUGCAGUGUUACCUAAGAGCAAACGAUGAUGAUGAAUUAUCUGGAGAGAAAUCUCAUCGUUAUGGCUCUUCAACUAGCAAUCACCGAAUCGAGUGCUGGUGGUCUCAUCUUAAAAAAGGCCGCACAACUUGGUGGAUAAACUUCUUUAAGGAUCUAUGCGACAGAGGGGUGUUCUUGGAUGGAAACACAUUUCACAUAGAAUGCCUAUGGUUUUGCUUCAAUGAAGUCAUUCAGCAAGACUUGCACUUUGUCAAGCUACACUGGAAUACACAUCACAUUCGACUUUCGAGACAUGAUACCAUCCCAGGAAAACCUGAUGAGUUAUUUUUCCUUCCAGAACAUUCUGGAGGUGAAGAUCAACUAAUACCCAUUCUUCAAACACAGGUAGAUGAUGUUGUUUCUCAGAGUGAUUUUGCCAUUCCUGCUGAACAAAAUGACUACCAAGAAUAUUUCAAAUAUGUUUGUGAUCUUCAAGCUUUAUCAGAACCAAAAGAUUGGCACGAAGCUCUUGAUAUGUUCCAUUACCUUAUAACACUUUCAGAAUAA